GCUGAGGACUCUGUGAGAAGAAGUGAGAACAGAGGUCGAGCAACAGGGGUCGUGGAAAAAAGGAACUAAAAUUAAAAAAAGAACUAAAAGAGAAAGUCAACAGCUUCUGUCGAUGAUCUUCCACCAUCUCUAAGAAAGUGAACCAGAGAGAGAGAGAGAGAAUAAAACGUCGCCGCCAUAAUGAAGCCGUGGAGCCGCCUCUGCUUCCUCGUUCUAGCAGUCUCUUCGAUUUCCAGAGCACAACUUUCAACUACAGAGUCAACGCAUGACGAGGAGGCUGCAGGUACCCCAGGCUCCUCGACUCCUCCCCCACCGUCCAAGUCUUUCUAUGACAUUGAAAACAACUCCACCCACUCAACGCUGCCCCCCCCAUCUUCCCCGAGUCAUGUGACUGAAAAUGCAACAGAUCCGCUUUCAACAGUGCAUACGACGGACGUGGAGACAAAGGACGGCGGUGGCAGCUCAUCGGCUCCUACCACUGUCUCGGCCACUGAGACGGAAGAGGCCACCACUGUUCCCAUGACAACAGCGAGCAGCUCACCAGAGCCAGUGAUAGCUGGAGCCACAGGGGGUUCAACACUGGGUUAUGUGAUGAUGGUGUUGAUCUUUGUCGUGAUCAUUGCUCUGUGUAUCAUCCUCUACUUUCUCAGGAGAGCGUCCAGGACCUACUCGUUUGACCUCCAGUUCCCAAAUCCCAUCAUUAAUCAGUUCAGCGAACCUAUCGGCACCUUCGAACCAGUCUACCUCGAUGACCUAGCCCCAAAUGAUCGAGUGGCCACCAGUGAAGCUCCAGUAGCCAACGGCACGAGUCUGUCGGAGGAGAAAGGCUCCAAUGGAGAGAACGCUCCACAGGAACAACCCCGGGCAAACGGUCUGGAGACGUCCUCACUGAGCUGUGACACCAGCCCCCCCCCGGUUGAAGACCCUCCAGCCGUCAAGACCUCGGAGCCCCUGGCCAGCGCAAUCCUGUUCUUCGAGGAUACUGGAGAGACGCAGCAGAACGAAAACAACAACAAUCCCUCGGUUUGUUCCAGUGACCCAUUCGUUGAAAUAAACCUGGACGACCCGUCGUACUGGUGCGAUCAGCUCCUCACCUCUCCUGGAGCCACCUCCUCUGUCCUCCCCUUCUCUCCUUUCUCCUUCUCCUCCUCUUCCUCUUCCUCUUCCUCUUCCUCCUCCUCCUCUUAGCACCUCCAGAAACCACCUCGACACCAACAUGGAGACUUUCAAACACCAGGACAUCAGCAACUUUCAUCUCUUUAUCUCCAGUCCGCUACCAGCUAGUAGGGGAACUAUUCCACUCUAUUGCCUGCAAACUCUUAAAAAAAUGAUUGUAAAUUUGCUGACAUCAUGCUUUACCUAAGUAAUGCAUUCAUCCAAACUGACAUAGGAAUAUAUAAGUGGUAUCGUUUCACAGAAAGAUGAGAAAAUGACAAGUCAUAGUUACAACAAAGUGUUUUCUUCUUUUCUAAUUGUGUGUGUGACGAAUCCUCAUCUGGACUUUUCAUUUUUAACUUUUAACAACACUGCACAGACUCUCCAGAUGUUCAAAGUCCUGAUGAAAACUUCUUUUUUAAUCCGUCUUUUAUUCGUUCUGCCUGUUUCCCUCCUUCCAGAACAUUCAGAAAGUAUUCACAGCCAAUAAAUACUCACAAAAAUAAA
This is a messenger RNA of Limanda limanda (common dab), 1662 nucleotides long. RefSeq lists its product as uncharacterized. The coding region runs from base 181 to 1188 and encodes 335 amino acids. NCBI's taxonomy places the organism in Eukaryota, Metazoa, Chordata, Actinopteri, Pleuronectiformes, Pleuronectidae. The record is from RefSeq and is a predicted model, not a curated record. The transcript is spliced from 10 exons.